AUGAACGGCUCCUUUCGCGAACGACAUAAACCCGGUUCUCCCCUCGAUGCGCCGGAUGACAUAGCGAGCCAGCAUGCGCGGUUGAUGGGGCGGAGUUCGUUCACGCUUGAUGAGGCGGUGCCGGAGACGCCGAGGAAAGGGGGAGGUGAAGGUGGGGAUGGGAGUAAGGGGUUCUUUGAGCUUCCCGAGCAAGAUCGACGGAAUUUCUUGUUGCUGGUGUUGCUGUAUUUCUUGCAAGGGAUACCCAUGGGGUUGGCGGGAGGCAGUGUGCCGUUCUUGCUGAAGAGUCAUCUGAGUUAUGGGCAGAUUGGGGUGUACAGCCUGGCGAGUUACCCGUAUAGCUUGAAGUUGCUGUGGAGUCCGAUUGUGGAUGCGGUGUGGAGUGCGAAGGUGGGCAGGCGGAAGAGUUGGAUUCUGCCGAUACAGGCGUUGAGUGGGAUGGCCAUGAUAUGGCUGGGUUCGCACGUGCAGGAGAUGAUGGUGAAGGCGGGGGAGAACGAUGGCGCGGGUGUUUGGGGCUUCACGGGGUGGUGGUUUGGUUUGGUGUUUAUGUGUGCGACGCAGGAUAUUGCGGUUGACGGCUGGGCUCUAACCCUACUCUCACCGCAAAACCUCUCCUACGCCAGCACCGCCCAAACCGUCGGCCUGACCGCUGGCCACUUCCUCUCCUACACCGUCUUUCUCGCCCUGUCCAGCCCGGAUUUCACUAACAAGUACUUCCGCCCGGCCACAGCACCCUUACCAACCGGCCUCAUGACACUAAACUCCUACCUCCAGUUCUGGGGCUGGGCCUACCUAGUCGUCACCCUCGGUCUUGCCCUUCUCAAAAAGGAGGACCGCACGCGGGAGAAAGAAGGUAUCUGGGACGUCUACAAAAUCAUGGGCGGUAUUCUCAAGCUUCGGAAUAUCCAGAUCUUCAUCGUCAUCCACCUGAUUGCGAAGAUCGGCUUCCAAGCCAACGACGCCGUCACGAACCUCAAACUCCUCGACAAGGGAUUCAGUCAAGAAGACCUCGCGCUGACAGUACUCAUCGACUUCCCCUUCGAGAUCAGCCUAGGCUACUACGCCGGCAAAUGGUCCGAGCAAUACCAACCCAUGACCGUCUGGACCUGGGCUUUUGUGGGCCGGCUCAUCGCCGCCGUUUUCGCGCAGGUGGUCGUCAUGAUGUUUCCGGCUGGCGGAACGAACAACUGGUACCUGUUGGUCGUGAUCGUGGAGCACGUCUUCAGCACCUUCAUGAGCACGGUCAUGUUUGUGGCGAUUAGUGCGUUCCAUGCUAAGAUUGCCGAUCCGGCGAUUGGAGGGACGUAUAUGACGUUGCUCGCUACUGUGAGCAACCUAGGCGGCACAUUCCCCCGCUUCUUCAUCCUGAAGUUCGUGGAUGCGUUCACGCGAGCCACGUGUAUACCGCCUUCGCAGUCAAUACCGUCUGCGGAUCUGAAGGGCGAACUCAUAACGCAGCCCUUCAGCUGCGUGCUGGAGGCGGACAAGCACCGCUGUCUCGAUGGAGGCGGGAUUUGUAAGGUGCAGAUGGAUGGCUACUAUAUUGUGAACAUCCUCUGCGUUCUCUUCGGCGUAGUGACAUUUUGGGGCUUCAUCAAGCCUAAAGCGCUGCAUCUGCAGAGUCUGCCUAUGCGGGCCUGGCGGCGGAGCGAAGGCGCUGGGAGUUGA
Baudoinia panamericana UAMH 10762 is the source of this 1671-nucleotide messenger RNA. RefSeq lists its product as uncharacterized. The transcript is spliced from 4 exons. Gene Ontology annotation, molecular function: acetyl-CoA transmembrane transporter activity. The record is from RefSeq and is a predicted model, not a curated record. Gene Ontology annotation, cellular component: membrane. The coding region runs from base 1 to 1671 and encodes 556 amino acids. NCBI's taxonomy places the organism in Eukaryota, Fungi, Ascomycota, Dothideomycetes, Mycosphaerellales, Teratosphaeriaceae.